This is a messenger RNA of Rhinichthys klamathensis goyatoka, 1822 nucleotides long. RefSeq names its product interleukin 6 receptor (gene il6r). The record is from RefSeq and is a predicted model, not a curated record. NCBI's taxonomy places the organism in Eukaryota, Metazoa, Chordata, Actinopteri, Cypriniformes, Leuciscidae. Gene Ontology annotation, cellular component: external side of plasma membrane; membrane. Gene Ontology annotation, biological process: cytokine-mediated signaling pathway. The transcript is spliced from 10 exons. Gene Ontology annotation, molecular function: cytokine receptor activity; protein binding.
UUAUUUUCUUUUUUGGUAGUGAAAAAUAAUGUGGACCCGAUUUACACUCGUGUUUCUCUUCGGUGUAUCUGCGAUUAAAGUUCAGUCUGCACAAGAAGAUGAGCUGUGUCCUCGACAAGAGCCCCUUCCUGGAGUUUUGGUCUUGAAGUUAGGAAGCAAUGUUGUGCUUGGCUGCAGAGGCGAUGUCACUGUGGACGAUGUGCCGUUGGCUUCGACCAGUGUCAUAAAUAAAAAAUAUAGAAAGAAGCAGAGAGAAGACAUCACUGUCAACUGGACGUCCCACAGAGUCCAUGCUAAUGCUACACAAAUAACCAGUCUGAAGGGAGAUGCUACAAUUGGAACAUACCAAAAGACUGAUUCUGGUAUAUAUAUCAAAACUAAAGGGGCCACAACGGUCACUGUUAAACCCCCUGUAACCAUAAGAAAGGAACAAAGCACUUUUAGACGUGUUUUGCGUGCUGUCAGUCAAACUGCUGGUCAUGAAGAAGAGGCCUUUGGUAUCACCAUGGGGACAGAUCCUGAUCAAGAUGAUUAUGAGGACUAUGAUUAUGAAGAGGAAGGGUCCAGGGUGACACGAGGAAUCAAAAAGCGAACACGCUGGACUCUCAACGGACGACAAGUGCAUGUUGGAGUGGAAAGGGGAGGGAUUUUAAGACGUCCACAUCUCAGCUUGGCAGAUGUUGGGAAUUACAGCUGCUACAGAGGAGAGAGACUCGUUUCCACGUUCAAAAUCAGCGUAGGGGUGCCCCCAGAGAGACCCACUGUCUUUUGCUACAGGAAGUUUCACACCAGUAAGGUCCGCUGCGAUUGGACGUCCAAACAUCCAGUAACCCCACGGCCGCUGUGUUACCUACUUCUUAUUAGAGGAUUGUUUGGUAACAUCACUCGUGUGCCUUGUUCAUUCUCCCGGUCCCGCUGUUGGUGUGCUUUCCCCGUGGAUGAGGGUGACAGAGCUCUCCAUGUGGCAAAACUGUGUGUGUCGAACACAGCAGGCAGUGCCACGAGCCCUGAACUCAGCCUCAAGCUACAUGAUAUCAUUAAGCCAGACCCCCCGACCAGAGUGGUGGUGAGAGCAGUUGAGGGCCAGAAGCAUAUGCUUAACGUAUCCUGGUCUUAUCCCAGUUCCUGGAAGCGUGGCUUCUAUGUCCUGCAUUUUCAGCUAAGAUACCGACCACAACUCGCAGAGCAGUACCAGAUGAUAAAUGACAGUUUAGACAGAAAACAGUCCUGGACGAUUAAUGAUGCUCUGCCACACACUCAGUAUGAAGUGCAGCUUCGGGCCAAGGAUGAGUUUGACGGUGUUUGGAGUGACUGGACUGAUACUGUAUUUGCAGUCACUUGGUCAGCUCCUGAGACGACUACUUCCUUUGAGAGCAUUACCUUGGAACCCUUUGAGAUGUUUCCUGAAGGUUCUGGAGAAGUUCCUGGUGAAGAAUCAGUGGUAAUUGUUGGGGCUGAUGAUUUUGGAUAUGCUUCCGUGUGGCUGUACGUGUCAUGUGUUUUUGGGCUGUGUUUUAUUGUAGCCCUCACCAUGCUCACGGUCUGUUUCUUGAGGAAUAGGCUGCAUUUCAUGUCUAAAAUAGGAAAACAGACUUUGCCCUUUACAUUCCUCCUACAUUCCUCUCGUCCUCUUCCUACUCCUGCUGCAUCUGAGCAACUUCCAGAGGAGGGAAAGUCACUGAUGUCUCCUCCCAAGCACAGCCAGCAACACUUCCUUCCUGUUCAGCAAGAGGAGCAGGAGGGCAUUCAUCUGCAUAACAUGGAUUAUUUCCUGUCUCAAGGGACUGAGGGUGUGCCAUGAAUGAUAGACGGACAUGAGUAA